UCAGUGGGAUGAAAAGAGCGCAGGUGCUUGGCCAAGAAGUCCUCAGGAGCGUCGAGUCGCCAAAGAAGCUGCACAGUGUUGUGGUAAUCGCGCCGCAGCCAGCUGCUUUCAUAAAUAUUAAGCCGUGGUGCGUCAAACAGCUUCACAAUCAUCGUCAGCCACUGAACAUGCCACCUGAUCAUCACCGCAUGAUAUAAAGAGAUGCCAAGCGAAGAAAAAAAAUAAAAUCCGGUUGGCAAUGGCGCCGUCCGAACCCGAAGCAGGGCGGCGGGAGAGCGAGCGAGACGGCGACGGCACCAAGGCGCCGACCGACGGGGGCGACGCCAACUGCAGGAAGUCGCCGAGCAAGACGAAGAACGGCAAGGCGGCCGCGGCGGCCAAGGAGAACGUGACCAGGGUGGUGGUGGUGGCGCUGACGCCGGACAGGUGCCGCGAGACGUGGAACAAGAAGGUGGAGUUUUUGCUGGCGGUCGUCGGGUUCGCCGUCGAUUUGGGCAACGUCUGGAGGUUCCCCUACAUUUGCUAUCAGAACGGAGGAGGUGCCUUUUUAAUUCCUUACACGAUUAUGUUAAUUUUUGGAGGUUUACCACUUUUUUACAUGGAGUUGGCCCUCGGACAGUUCCACAGAAGCGGCUGUUUAACCAUAUGGAAAAGAAUAUGUCCAGCGUUAAAAGGUGUUGGAUAUGCAAUCUGUCUCAUCGACAUCUACAUGGGAAUGUACUAUAACACCAUAAUCGGAUGGGCCCUCUAUUACCUCAUAGCAUCGUUCCAAACAGAGCUACCUUGGACCAAGUGCCACAACAGCUGGAACACCCCAUAUUGCAGGCCAGUGACCGAUUCGUAUUCUAAUUCGACUUUGUACAACAGUCCUGCACGGGAGUUUUUCGAGAGGGAAGUCUUGGAGCAGCAAAAAUCGGACGGCCUAAACAGGAUGGGCCCCAUAAAACCUGCACUGGCGUUGUGCGUGUUUGCCGUGUUCGUUUUGGUGUAUUUUUCGUUGUGGAAAGGAGUGCGGAGCACUGGAAAGGCAGUAUGGAUAACAGCCUUGGCCCCCUACGUGGUCCUCAUCAUCCUGCUGUUCAGGGGCGUAUCUCUGCCUGGGGCGGCCGAGGGAAUCCGCUACUACCUGACCCCCGAAUGGCACAAGCUGUACAACUCGCGCGUCUGGAUAGACGCGGCGUCCCAAAUCUUCUUCUCGCUCGGGCCCGGAUUUGGGACGCUCCUGGCCCUCUCGAGCUACAACAAGUUCGACAACAACUGCUACAGGGACGCGCUACUCACCAGCAGCAUCAACUGCUUGACCAGCUUCCUGGCCGGUUUCGUCAUAUUUUCCGUUUUGGGGUACAUGGCCCACGUGCAGAACAAGAGCAUCGAGCAGGUGGGACUGGAAGGACCUGGAUUAGUUUUUAUAGUGUAUCCAGAAGCAAUAGCAAUGAUGAGCGGUUCAGUGUUUUGGUCCAUAAUAUUCUUCCUUAUGCUCAUAACCCUGGGUCUGGACAGCACUUUUGGGGGUUUGGAAGCCAUGAUUACGGCGCUUUGUGACGAAUACCCCAAAGUUUUGGGAAGACACAGGGAAAUUUUCGUGGCGGUUCUACUUUUCGGAAUCUACAUCUGCGCAUUGCCAACUACUACAUAUGGUGGUGUUUAUCUGGUUAAUAUGUUGAACGUGUACGGUCCAGGUUUGGCCAUUUUGUUUGUGGUUUUCGUGGAAGCGGCUGGAGUUUGUUGGAUCUAUGGCACCGAUAAUUUUGCCAGAGAUAUCGAGAAAAUGAUCGGCAAAAGGCCUGGACUUUUCUGGAGGAUUUGCUGGAAAUACAUCAGUCCUGUUUUUCUUUUGGUGAUCUUUGUAUUUUCGCUUUUAAGCCACGAGGAAAUGCUGGGUACUGAGUACGCAUAUCCAGACUGGAGUUUGCUAGUUGGUUAUGCCCUUACAGCUUCAUCUUUAAUGUGCAUUCCUCUUUAUAUUAUUUACAAAUUUGCUGUAACCCCAGGAAGUCUAGUUCAGAGAUGGAAAAUGAUCUGGAAAGCUGAACAUUCGUCAGACAACAGUGCUUUGACUUACUGCGGUGGGACCGAGGUCUGACCAGAGAGUGGGGGAGUGACAAGAUCCUAUACUAUAGAGUGGUUAGUUUAGAUCUAGAUCAUAGAAAAUGUGGUAAAUAGGUAGUUUAACGCCGAGAAAAAUAUCAGCCAUAUUUUUCCCGGUCGACGUGCAGGUUGUGUUUGUUUUAGAUGUUGAAAAUAGUUUUUAAAAAUUUGAUGACAAACUUUUUUUUGUUGUCAAAUUACACCCAUAAAUGGUAAAUAGAAAUGUAAAGUUUAUGUGGUAGUUUUAGGUGUUAAAAUGUUAUGUACCCUAGUAGAAAUUUUACGUAGAAACAACGUUUUUCCCACGUUGGCAAAACCUAACUUUUAUGUAUAAUUUUAUGUUGAAAUGUCCCGGUUUAUAACGUUAUCUGACAACGUUAGUUUUUAAUGUUAUAAAAAACGUGGGAUUUACGUAUUAUACAACGUUGCUUUUAUGUAUUAUAAAACGUUGCAAAUACGUGGGUUUUGUGUAUUAUACAACGUUGCUUUUAUGUAUUAUAAAACGUUGCAAAUACGUGGGUUUUGUGUAUUAUACAACGUGGGUUUUAUGUAUUAUAAAACGUUAGAAAUAUGUGGGAUUUCUGUAUUACAAAACGUUGGAUUUUUUAAUUAUUUUGGGUAGGAUUUGUAGAAUAUUU
Molecule: messenger RNA, 2726 nt
Organism: Brassicogethes aeneus
Lineage: Eukaryota; Metazoa; Arthropoda; Insecta; Coleoptera; Nitidulidae
Source: the annotation of a GenBank genome assembly